This is a messenger RNA of Magallana angulata, 1328 nucleotides long. RefSeq names its product ubiA prenyltransferase domain-containing protein 1-like. Gene Ontology annotation, biological process: menaquinone biosynthetic process; vitamin K biosynthetic process. The transcript has a single exon. Gene Ontology annotation, molecular function: prenyltransferase activity. The record is from RefSeq and is a predicted model, not a curated record. The coding region runs from base 35 to 1018 and encodes 327 amino acids. Gene Ontology annotation, cellular component: endoplasmic reticulum; Golgi membrane. Lineage: Eukaryota; Metazoa; Mollusca; Bivalvia; Ostreida; Ostreidae.
CGACAUUGUAUCAUUUCCGUUUUCUGUUUUGACCAUGAGUACCAAGCUUGGCAAGCAUGACGUUAACGGCACCGAGAAUUACACGAGCCAUUCUACAAGGACAGAUCGGACUAAAAUGUCUUCAUUUUCCUUGAAUCUCAGAAAGUAUUUUGUGGCCCUCCGUCCGUGGUCUUUUACUGCAUCAUUGACGCCAGUGGCCUUGGGAAGCACCCUUGCCUAUAAAAGUACAGGGGACUUCAGUAUCAGUGUCUUUUUGGUGACUUGUCUGUCAGCAUUGUCAGUUCAUGCAGCUGGGAACUUAGUGAACACUUAUUUUGAUUAUCUGAAAGGCAUAGACAGCAAAAAGACCAGUGAUGACAGAACAUUGGUGGAUAAUGUUCUACCCCCAGCUGUUGUUUCAAAUCUAGGAGCAUUAUUUUACAUAGUAGGAUGUCUUGGAUGUUUCGUAUUGACAAUCAUCUCUCCAGCAAAGAUGGAACAUCUUGCUCUCAUGUAUUUUGGAGGACUGUCUUCGAGUUUUCUGUACACAGGUGGUCUUGGACUGAAGUAUAUCGCCCUAGGAGACUUGCUGAUAUUUCUCACGUUUGGACCACUGACCGUCAUGUUUUCAUAUCUUAGUCAAUCAGGUCAGUUAUCUAUGAUGCCAAUUCUGUAUGCACUGCCACUGGCUCUGAACACUGAAUCGAUUCUGCAUGCCAACAAUACUAGAGACAUGGAAUCAGAUCGAAAAGCUGGCAUCGUCACCAUGGCCAUACUUCUUGGGAAAACUGGAUCAUAUUUCUUCUUUGCAUUUCUAUUAUUUGUGCCAUUCAUUAUGUUUGUGUUGAUGGGACUCCAUUUCUCAUUUUGGAUGUUUAUACCUUUGAUAUGUGUUCCAGAGGCCUUCAAUUUAGAGCGUGUUUUUCGAGAUGACAAUUUGCAAAAACUUCCACAGAAAGUAGCUAAAUUGAAUUUACUAUUAGGAAUUUUAUAUACUGUAGGUUGCAUCUUAUCUACCAAAACUGCUUUUGUUCUAUAAAUAGUAUCUAGAUGUUGUUCAUUUUGUGAUUUUGGUUUUGUUUUACUUUUUAAAAAAAUAUACUUUUCUAAUUUGACAUGCAAGUUAUAUUGCAUAAUUUAACUUCAAUUGAGACAUUACAAUCAGUACCGGGUAGAUAUUUUAUGGAUCGUAAAAAUUGCUUGUGAUUUACAGUAUACCAGCAUUAUAUUAAUUUGCAUGCAAUGUUCACAAUGUAUAUUUAUUAGCCAUGACUCAUGAAUAUUUGUCAAUCUGUGUAAACAUACUGUAAAUUCAUUGUGCAUUUAUUAAAAAUGACUGAAGCUUUCAA